Funneliformis mosseae is the source of this 273-nucleotide messenger RNA. NCBI's taxonomy places the organism in Eukaryota, Fungi, Glomeromycota, Glomeromycetes, Glomerales, Glomeraceae. The record is from the annotation of a GenBank genome assembly.
UCCAGUACAUCCGAGUCGAGUUCAGCUGAAGAAGCUUAUACAAUAGAGGAGGAACCUAGGGAAUCAGUUUUUAUGCCACUUAACAAAGUAAAAUAUGUGAAGAAAAGAUCUGGUAAUAAGAAGCCAAAUUAUCUAGUAAUGGGUAGAAAAUCAAAGAAUAAUCAUUGUAAGUCAAUAGGAAAAUUCACUACUAGCCCUACACAGUAUUUGCCAUUAUGUAAUUUAAUCAAAUAUGAGCAUACAUUAAUAUUAUUUUUACAAUUAAGGAUAUAG